This is a messenger RNA of Zasmidium cellare ATCC 36951, 1110 nucleotides long. RefSeq lists its product as uncharacterized. NCBI's taxonomy places the organism in Eukaryota, Fungi, Ascomycota, Dothideomycetes, Mycosphaerellales, Mycosphaerellaceae. The record is from RefSeq and is a predicted model, not a curated record. Bases 1 to 1110 code for a protein of 369 amino acids. The transcript has a single exon.
AUGAACUCCUUCAUUACGCUUCACCGGCGCGUCGAGCGCACGAGAGGAUGGCUGAAUACAAUGAUCCGCCAGAACACCUCCACACCCAUCGAAGAUUUGGACGAUGCCUUCGUAGACAUUGAUUUCAGUGACGAGUCGGCUUCCAGCUUCGGCGUACAAUCACUCAGCGAGCACACCUUUGCCGACGAGCAAGAACUUAUCGGCGAAGCAGACAGGGAUGAUGACGCCCAGUCAGAUACGUCCACUGUCCCAUUCUCAGAAGAGGAGUGUCCUCUGUGCCUGUGGCUAUUGAAUCGCUGGAGAUUUGGGAAUUCAUACCUCUCCGAUGGGACAGCGGGCUACAAUGCCCAAGAAGGAGCCAAACAUCUCAGCAACGCCCGCAAGGUGGCCAUCAACUACGAGGUCUGCGGCAGAGGCGACGACAACACUUUCCGCGACCUCCGCUCAGCCUCCAAAGCACGCAAACGCAAGCGGCAGGAACAGGAAAAGUACUACUUCUGGAAAGGAGUCAAACCCGGCUGGCUAGGAAAGCAAGUCCACAACAUCUGUGAGCUGGACCCUGCGGGCUGUUUCUGUCAUUUCCGCCGAGUUCCUGAAAAAAAGACCGUCACUGUCACCAAGAAGAUGAUGUACGAGAAGGCUCAGUUGUACCCCAGACCGCCAACGUACCAUCACAGUACCAAGAAGGACCACCUUCGAGCUUGGCACGCAAGCAUCGAGCGGGCGAAGCAGGAGAGGAAGCACUCGCAGUACCCUGGAGUUGAUGCUAUCUACGACGACUUCGACGAUCGGUACGACUACGACGAGCCGCAUGCUGGAGAUGACUAUACGGCCUUCCGCAACGAUCACUGGGACUGGGUGAGGCAAGAGAAUUGGUGUUACAUUUGCGAGGCUCCUUGGGGACAAUGUGUGGGUUUCAGGAGUGACUUCGAAGUUGACCAUAUCGAAAGCAUCGCAUUUGAGACUUCGGCGGAUGGCAAGUCUUGGACGCUGCGCUGGGAACCGGAAAUCAGGCCGAAGGAGAAUCGAGCGCCUGCUGUGCUGCCUUAUACCAAGCAGGACUGGAUUGCGGAAGGUUAUGUGGGCCUUUACACAGACGAUGAUGCAUAG